Messenger RNA from Triplophysa rosa, 2857 nucleotides. RefSeq names its product Indian hedgehog signaling molecule a (gene ihha). Gene Ontology annotation, molecular function: calcium ion binding; patched binding. The transcript is spliced from 3 exons. Lineage: Eukaryota; Metazoa; Chordata; Actinopteri; Cypriniformes; Nemacheilidae. Gene Ontology annotation, biological process: protein autoprocessing; cell fate specification; regulation of gene expression. The record is from RefSeq and is a predicted model, not a curated record. The coding region runs from base 628 to 1863 and encodes 411 amino acids.
GCCUGAGUCCACAGUUCGUUCCUGAGAUUUGUGUUUGCCCAGUCAGGCGCUGUGAAGCUAAAGAGAGCCGGUGGGUAUACGACGCACCCAAUGUGACCCGUGGGGAGGAGUGGCAGGCAGGGAUCGAGAGGGGCAAAAAACUGGCAGGGUGCGGUCUUAUUUGCGCCGGCGACUCAGAUCACUUUAAUUCCCGAUUCAAGUGGAAGACGUUCGCCAAGGGAGCUCAUUCAAAGACAGCAGCAGUCUCUCUGACAGUUGUCCUAGGUUGCGUCGGAGUCCCACCGUAUCUCUCUCUCUCCUGUUAGAUAAAUAAAUGGACUUGCCUGCUCAUUCUCAUUUCGGUGUUUUUCUCGAGAGACCGACGUUUCGCAUUGUGUGGGCACUGAACACUUGGUAUCACUGGAUCUUUUCGCCAUCUCUCCGUGACAGCCUCUGCGUAAAGCGACUUAACUUUUACGCACUGACGAUGACGAGGAUAAGGGCGAUAAAGAAGUAGACAUUUCGUCCUCCACCCCCCAUCUUUUACCCCGUGGGGGGGAAUAAGGACCUACUGGGGGUAGUCUCGUAUUCAUCGGCGAGCUGUGCCACCGUACCACUCCGUGUGAGUGCCCGGCGCGUUGGGGUGGAAUGCGUCUCCCCGUGGUGUUUGGGUUCCUCAUCGGCUGCGCCCUGAUUUUCGCACCUGUUAACGAGGGUUGUGGGCCGGGGAGAGGAUAUGGGAAAAGGCGGCCUCCGCAGAAACUGACACCCCUUAAUUACAAGCAGUUUAGUCCGCAAGUAGCCGAAAAGACACUGGGAGCCAGCGGCAGACACGAGGGCAAGAUAACAAGGAACUCUGAGCGCUUUAAAGAGCUGACGCCGAACUACAACCCCGAUAUCAUCUUCAAAGAUGAGGAGAACACAGGUGCGGAUCGACUCAUGACGCAGCGCUGUAAAGAUAAGCUGAAUGCUCUGGCUAUCUCUGUGAUGAACAUGUGGCCCGGCGUGAAGCUCAGAGUGACUGAGGGCUGGGAUGAAGAUGGUCAUCACUUUGAAGAUUCACUGCACUACGAGGGCAGAGCCGUCGAUAUCACCACCUCGGAUCGCGACCGUAAUAAAUACGGCAUGUUGGCACGUCUAGCGGUGGAGGCCGGUUUUGAUUGGGUCUACUAUGAGUCCAAAGCUCACGUCCACUGCAGUGUGAAAUCAGAUCACUCUGUGGCUGCUAAAACCGGAGGCUGUUUUCCUGCAUCGGCGUAUGUCACAGUUGAGGGCGGUACCUUGAAGACCAUGGAGAGCUUACAACCUGGAGAGAAAGUUCUCGCAUCUUCAGAGAGCGACGGCACCGGACCGCUCCUCUACAGUGAAGUCAUCGCCUUCCUGGACCGAGAUCAUACCGUCCGGAAGCAGUUCUACAGCAUCCAAACAGACUCCGGUGCCACACUGAGCUUGACCUCAGCCCAUCUCCUGUUUGUGUCCGUGGGGAACUGCUCAGGGUCUGUUGUGAGCGGAGAGCUGCGAUCCGUAUAUGCCAGUGACGUGCGGCUAGGUCAGUGUGUGGUGUCCACACGAGAACAGCAGGGACAACUGUCCCGGGUCACUAAGAUCCAGAUCCAGGAGGACAGGGGCGUUUUUGCUCCGCUUACCCGCCACGGCACAGUGGUGGUCAAUGGCAUCGUUUCCUCCUGCUACGCAGCCGUGGACCAGCACGGGCUUGCUCAUUGGGCGUUUGGCCCACUCAGGGUACUUUAUAACUGGGGCGGGCCAGUUGGACAUCAGGCUGUGGGGAUACAUUGGUAUUCCUCACUGCUGCACUGGGUUGGGACUCAUGUGCUGGACCCAACACAUUUUCACCCCUGGAGCAUGACGGACAAUGACAGAUGAAUGCGAGGAGGAAAUGAGAAAUGAACAGAAGCGUUUGGUAAAUAAAUGGGGAGGAAUUGAACGAAUUCGGAUGAAUUGUCUACAAGUAGGAAACAGGAAAAGAAGAGACGAGGUUAAAUGAUGCAGAAAGGAAGUUAAUGGAGAGAAGGAAGUAAGGGAGAAGGUUUGAAAAACAGAAUCGUGCAUGAGCAAAAUGGAUUCUGUCAAGAGACUAAAAAGGAUGCCAUGAUUCUGUGUGUCGACUCUCGUUUGAGAAAGUGGACAUGAACGGAUUCCUUUAACUCAUGUGUAAAGAAAUAUUUAACACUUGUUUAAAUGGGUUUUCUAUACUGCCUACACUGGAACAUUCUCACAUAUACAGACACGCACACGCUUACUCAUAUACAGUAUGUCCGUCUGUGUCUCUUCUACAUGUUCACUAAACAUAUCAUUAUAAUCAUUAAAAACAGGUAAACUAAAAAUGCUCAUACUCAGGUAAGCAGUGAACCACCGGACAUCAGGCCAACCCCGCCUGAUAAGGUUGAGGUUUGAGAUGGAUAAGGAAGUCCUUUUCAAAAAGAAAUGAGAUUGGAAGGUACACAAACACACCCACAGAAACUUCACAGCUGUAGAGCGAGCAUGGGCAAAACAUCAGGAAAAUGUCUUAUACUGCAUAGAAACCUGCUGUGCUCUCAGGUCAUAACCGUUUUGUUUGCAUUUGUAUGGUCAGUUACGUUUUUCACUGAAAAGAUAAGUGUCUUUCCCAACUUAAUCAGCUAUUUAAUGGUCACACUUUACACUGUAUUUCUCCAUCUAGCAUACAUAAGGGUUUGAGUACACUUUUAUGAAGGUUUAUUAGAAACAUUACGUUAACUCAGUGCAAUGUGUAGCAAUGUUAUAUGCAUCAGAGUUUAUGCCAGUUUAUGUAGGCCUUAUGUGUGCUUUAUGCAGUAAUACUCAAUUUCCCGUACAAUUUACUGUAUUUAUCUGUUUUGUGGCAUUAUUUACAUUUUAC